This is a messenger RNA of Fusarium redolens, 860 nucleotides long. RefSeq lists its product as uncharacterized. NCBI's taxonomy places the organism in Eukaryota, Fungi, Ascomycota, Sordariomycetes, Hypocreales, Nectriaceae. The record is from RefSeq and is a predicted model, not a curated record. Bases 118 to 618 code for a protein of 166 amino acids. The transcript has 2 exons.
CGGUUCACCAGGGGAAAGAUCGAGUAUCACAAUUGAAUGAUUUCUUGGCUUUUGGCCCUUUUUUAUGGUUAGGAAGGUGCGGGAUAGCUUAGUUCCUUCUUUCCCCUGUUACGGUGAAUGUCAUGUGUUUUGUUUUGUUUUGCUUUGCUUUAUUUCGCUACUUCUCUCGUAGAAAAGUGUCCAGUGGCCUUGCCUUGCCACUUAUUCCAUCCUACUUCAACAACCAACAUUAUUGGUGUUAACACGGACGGACUGUCCCCUCCCGUCCCCACGAUUUAUCUGUCGAUCGCAUCAUCAUCACCCAUUCAAUUCAUAUCGACAUUUAUAACCAUCACCUUGCAACUUGCAGAAAACACCCUCGCGACUGUCGAAAUAGCUCCAGCUCGAUCAAGAGACACGCGCGCACUAUUCCAUCAUAUCCUUUACCGACUUGGCCCCACGAAUCAUGCAAUAGCCCCCCGAUUUGACCCCUUAGAAGAUGCGAAAAGUUCGGCCUGCCAUUCAACUCCCGAAUGCCCGUUUCGAGCGUCGUUAUCUGGCCGUUCAUACUUGAAGUGGCCUGAAUUCCAUACUAGAUACCUUCUGAGCGACUCUUAUCAGCCUGUUGACCUCUCAUAAUUAACACAUCAUGACUCGAAGAAUUGCUGUUGACUAACCAGAUUCUAUCACUAGGUUCGAACAGCUGCUCAGCUCGCUGGCGCUGCCAUUUUCACAUUUUUAGUUAUCGCCUUCCUCGACCGCAAUUACCGUGUCCUCCCCAAUUCGAUCCAUAGUUAUAUGCCCUCCCAUCACCCCGGACUUGUCGUCACCGAUGUCACAAUAGUCACUUGCUCGAGCGUUAACCCAUUCUCCUCAUGCGA